AUGUUUGACAACGAAUUAUUUAUUAAUGAGGUAUCGAAUGAGGAAUCUAUAUGGAAUAUAGAAAAUAAGUUAUACCAUGAUAAGAAUGCCAAACAUGUAAGCUGGACCAAGGUGGCCAGAGCUUCUAUUGCAGAUUUCGACGAGCUUGAGGACAUUAUUAAAAGCAAAAAAAUAGCAGAAUUACAGAAAAAAUGGAAAUCUUUAAGGGAUAGUUACCGUCGUAAAUGCAUCACCAAAUCUGGGCAAGCAGCAACAAGAUCUAAGCCGUACAUAUAUGCCAAUGUACUAGAAUUUUUAAGACCAACCAUGCAAAAUCGAACGACUGAAAGUAAUAUACAGUCAAGCGAAGACGAGGUAUCUGUGGGUGAAAGUGGGGAGACUGAAGAUGUGGAUUUAGUUGUUGGGAACAAUAUUACUGCAGAAGAGAUCAUGGCCAAUUCCGAUGCAGAGGAGCCAUGUGCACGACCACCAAAUAAAAAAUUGAAAAAAAAUCCAAAGAAGACUGCGACAUCGAAUUUUGGAUCCUCUUUGUUGAAAAUAUUAGAAAACCGCCAAAAAAUACCAGAAGACCCGGAAAAAUCUUUUUUGUUGUCAUUACUCCCUCAAAUUAAAUCGUUGGACGAAGACCAAAAAACUCGGCUGUAUGUUGAAUUUUUAAAUGCCAUACAACGAGUAAAAAACUGCUCUGUAACCCCUACUUAUCCUUAUAAUACACCAAAUAAUCAACCUUACUCCCCAUUCCCCCCUCAACACUAUUACACCACAAAUAAUAAUCCUCAAAGUGUAUCUUCAUCUAUUUCUCAUCAAACACCACUAUCACACAUGCCACAUUUUAAUAUUACUCCUCAUCAAUAUGCUUCCCAAAAUGUGCCUACAACUAUGAUAAACAAUACUACUAUUACUUCUCCACAAAGAGUGAAUGAUGAAUUAAACUAUGUUCCACAGUCACCCUCUACUGAAAUUCGUUCUGCUCAAAAACAAAACCAUUACUAUAAUUAUUAA
Molecule: messenger RNA, 1002 nt
Organism: Macrosiphum euphorbiae (potato aphid)
Lineage: Eukaryota; Metazoa; Arthropoda; Insecta; Hemiptera; Aphididae
Source: the annotation of a GenBank genome assembly